UAUUUGUUUUGUUUACAUCCAGCACUGACGAGGCAGUUCCUAUGUUAUUGUAUAAAUGUCGGGAAAUUAGGCGUUAAAUUUCAAAUUAAAUCCCAAGAGACAGCCUGAUAUGAUGACAACGAUAUAAGAAGCAAUACAAACCGGAGGAAGUCUUGAGAAGUGUCAUUCCAGAGAGGCAAAGUUGACAGGGACAGCAGCUUGACAGACAAGAACGCAGGUGGCGAGAUGUUGAAGGCAUUUUGCAUCGCCAGCAAACGUGGCGAGAUUCUUUUCUCAUCCAUUUUUGCUCCAACCUUGAGCAAGGCUGUCUUCCAUCCUUUCCUGUCUGAGCUGUCAUCAUCACCUCAUGGGGAUCCACCUCCUGCCUUUUCAAAAGAAGGCCAAGACUAUGUGUAUGUGUUCCGUGAUGACCUGUACUGGGUGGGCGUAGUGAGUUCUGGGAGCCUGACACAGCAGUGUGGACAGCUUUUGAUCACAGAGAGCCUGGGUCAGUUGCACCGGGUCUGCUCUGGUUUGUGUGGCAUCCUGACUCAGCACAGCAUAACUGCUAAUGCAACACUUAUUGGUGAAAUUGUGCAGGAGAGCAUGAACGGAGGCUUCCUGCAGUUACAGACACCAGAUAAGCUCCAAUCCCACAUAUACAGCAGAGUUGUAGCAGCCAAGGAGAGUUCAGCUGUCAUCUCUACCCCUGGGCUUUUUGGGCUGGAGAAAUCUGCACCUGGCACAGCUGCUCAACAGUCUUCACUUAUUGUUGACACAGGGAAACGGGAGCUGUAUGUGGAUGUGGUGGAAAAGGUGUGGGCAUCAGUAUCUGUUGAAGGCACAGUCAUCAGAGCAGAGGUCACAGGUUCCAUUCAGGUGAGGUGCUUCCUUCCUGGCAACCCAACCCUGGCCUUGUCCCUCAACACUUCACUCUCCACACUCCCACAAGAAGGGUUCUCCACAGGAACAAGAAUGUCUGAGGUAGAGUUUGGCUCGGGUGUAAAUGUUGGUGAUGGUGGUCGCAAGGUGAGUGUGAUGACAGUCCCUGGCCAGGAAAUGACCAUUGCCCGCUACACUCUAGCCCCUGACCACCCUCACCUUCUACCUUUCACUCUCACUGGCUCCACAGCAGCUCUCACUCCAAGUGAUGCAGAGCUGAAGCUCAAGUUAGUCAGCAACACAGGAAUGGGAACUGUGUCUCCUCACGUGACUUUCCACGUGUCUGCUCCGCCCACCACAGCUGCCAUCAUGUCCAGGACGUCGGGUCCCCGUGACCAGACUGUCACCUUUUCUCCAGAUAACAAGACCAUUAAAUGGACCAUUUCUCAGUUUCCUGGAGGAAGUUAUGCUCAAGCAUUUAUUCGGCUGGUGGACUCUGGAGGGAAUGCAUCAGUUGAGUCUGGAGAAUUGGACUUUGAGGUGUCCAGGUGGGUAUGUUCUGGGGUGAGGGUGGAAAAUGUCAAGCUGACUCCCCACACAGAAGGGCUCAACAAGUGGGUACGUUAUCUCACCACCUCGGACAGUGUAAGUGUUCGUCUAACGUGAAGCGUAUGUGUGUGUGUGUAUGUGUGUGUGUUAGUAAAUUUUUACAUGUGUAUUUGUGCUGGUGACCAUAAUUCUACAUGUUUGUAUAAGGUAUUUACAUUAAUGUUUUUAACAUUUGUGUUUGUUGUGCAAUGUACCAAUGAUUUCUGUGAUAAUCUUGUUAUGUUUGGGAACAUAUCCUGAAUAUAAGUAAGGGAAAUAUUGUUUCCACCAUAUUGUAAAUAAAAGUUUGACAAAACAGUG
Molecule: messenger RNA, 1770 nt
Organism: Portunus trituberculatus (swimming crab)
Lineage: Eukaryota; Metazoa; Arthropoda; Malacostraca; Decapoda; Portunidae
Product: AP-4 complex subunit mu-1-like
Exons: 9
Coding region: 226-1527 (433 amino acids)
Biological process (GO): protein targeting; Golgi to lysosome transport
Cellular component (GO): trans-Golgi network; cytoplasmic vesicle; clathrin adaptor complex
Source: RefSeq, a predicted model, not a curated record